Messenger RNA from Penicillium longicatenatum, 2058 nucleotides. RefSeq lists its product as uncharacterized. The transcript has 2 exons. Bases 1 to 2058 code for a protein of 685 amino acids. Gene Ontology annotation, biological process: regulation of translation. The record is from RefSeq and is a predicted model, not a curated record. Lineage: Eukaryota; Fungi; Ascomycota; Eurotiomycetes; Eurotiales; Aspergillaceae. Gene Ontology annotation, molecular function: mRNA binding. Gene Ontology annotation, cellular component: nucleolus.
AUGGCCGGUGUGAAACGUCCCGUCGAUGCCAAAGAAGACCGCAAUGGAAAGCGGAGCAAGCAGGCCUCCGCACCCGCGAAGAAAUCUAAGGUCGCUGCGCCAGUGAAGUCUAAAUCGAAGGACGUGAAGUCUGGAAAGAGCGACAAGAAGUCGUCGAAGAAGGUCCAGAAGGAGGAAUCAUCCGAGGACGAGGACGAGUUCGAUAUUGACAACAUUUCUUCCGACGAUGAUCUCGACGAGGUUGAUGAGAUUCCCAAGGAGGAUGUUGAUAUGGAGGAUGUGAGCGAUGAGAAGGAAGCCGCCGAGGAUGAUGAUGAGGAAAUGGAGGAUGACAAGCCUGAAGGCCACAGAAACCCCAAUGCGAAUGCGUCUCGCGAGUCCCACAUCAAGCAAAAGGCUCUUCAACAGGAGCGCAAGGCCGCGAAGCCCAAUGCCGAUAUGAUUGCCCGUUCCAAGAAGCUCUGGGAGCAGCUGCGCCGCAAGUCCCACGUCCCUCUGGAGCAGAGAAAGAAGCUCAUCAAGGAGCUGUUCGAAAUCAUCACUGGCCGCGUUCGGGAUUUCGUGUUCAAGCACGACUCUGUUCGUGUCAUUCAGACCGCUUUGAAAUACGGAAACUUGGAGCAGCGCAAGGGAAUUGCACAGGAAUUGAAGGGAAGCUACAAGGAAUUGGCCCAGAGCCGUUACGCUAAGUUCUUGGUUGGAAAAUUAAUUGUCCAUGGUGAUUCUGAGACUCGGGAUCUCAUCAUUCCCGAGUUCUACGGACAUGUCAAGCGCCUCAUUCGCCACCCCGAGGGCUCUUGGAUUCUUGAUGAUAUCUACCGCACAGUCGCCACAAAGGAGCAGCGCACAAGAAUCCUGCGCGAGUGGUACGGCCCCGAGUUCAUUCAUUUCCAGGAUGACAAGGAGAAGUCGGCGGACCUCCGCAAGAUUCUGGAGGCCUCCCCAGAGAAGCGGAAUCCCAUUAUGAACUUCCUCCGUGAGCUGAUUAACCAGCUGGUUCAGAAGAAGUCCACUGGUUUCACCCUUCUGCACGAUGCUAUGCUGCAAUACUUCCUUGCUACCAAGCCCGGUAGCUCUGAGGCGAACGAGUUCAUUGAGUUGAUCAAGGGCGACGAGGAGGGUGAUUUGGCGAAAAACUUGGCUUUCACUCAGUCCGGUUCGCGCCUGAUGAGCUUGACUCUGGCUUAUGCCAAUGCCAAAGAUCGUAAGCUGCUUUUGCGUUUCUUCCGCGAAACCAUCAAGGCGAUGGCUGGUGAUAUGAACGGCCACAUGGUCCUGCUUGCCGCAUACGAAGUUAUUGAUGACACAAAGUUGAGUUCCAAGGCCAUCUUCCCCGAACUCUUGAACCAGAACGACCCCGAGGAAGCCCGCCAUGAAGAAUUGCUCUACCAGAUCAACGAUCUGACUGCCCGUGUUCCCAUUCUGUUCCCCUUCGCUGGCGACCGCGUUAAGUGGCUCCUGCCCGAGCAGGACCACGAGGUGCUCAAGGAGGUCCGUGAGGUCCGGAAAGAGACCUCCAAGAAGGAUGCCUCCAUCCGACGCCAAGAGUUGGUCAAGGCCGCAUCAGCGACCUUGCUCGAGCUCAUUGCCGCUCGUGCCGAGACUCUGCUUGAGACUACAUUUGGUUGUCAGCUCAUCGGUGAGGUACUCUUCGAGGCCGAUGGCAACAAGGAUGCCGCCCUUGCGGCUGUAGCCCAAGCCGCCAAGGCCAAGGCCGACACCCCAGACUCCUCCGUUGGACGUCUUCUCAAGUCACUUGUGCAAGGCGGCCGGUUCAACCCCGCCGAGAAGACUGUCGAGAAGGUGGAACCCGCACUCAACUUCCACGGUUUGCUCUACGAGCAGAUCCGCGAUGAGAUUGUGGAGUGGGCUACCGGAGCGAACGUGUUUGUGAUUGUCGCCUUGGCUGAGUCAGACGACUUUGAGAAGAAGAGCGAGCUGCUCAAGACUCUCAAGAAGAACAAGAAGGCGCUGGAGCAGGCCUCGGCGUCGGGCGCAGAGGGCAAGAAGGCCGGCCCGACCAGCAGCGGCGCCAAGUUGUUGCUGCAGAAGCUAUAA